Aspergillus wentii DTO 134E9 is the source of this 693-nucleotide messenger RNA. RefSeq lists its product as uncharacterized. Gene Ontology annotation, cellular component: RNA polymerase III complex. Lineage: Eukaryota; Fungi; Ascomycota; Eurotiomycetes; Eurotiales; Aspergillaceae. Gene Ontology annotation, biological process: transcription initiation at RNA polymerase III promoter. The record is from RefSeq and is a predicted model, not a curated record. Bases 1 to 693 code for a protein of 230 amino acids. The transcript has 3 exons.
AUGAGGAUCAUAGACCCCCAGACAGCAGUGCUCACCAACGUCGAGGUCCUGGCACAUAUAACAGCCAACCCACCACGACGGCCUCCCAAUGCGCCUCCGAAUUCCAGGAACUGGGUUCCUAGUCCUGAUUUACGAGAUCAUAACACCGUCGUUAAGGAGAUACACAACUAUGUCUCCCGUCUCGCUCCUCACAUCCUAGAUUACCCCCGCUACGUGCACGGUGACCCCCAAGCCCUCCAACUGCAACAGCAACAAGCACAGUCAACAUCAUCAUCCACAACCGCCCCUCAGGUCCUCCCACCCCGCCAACCGAACACCCCCACACCAAUGGACAUUGCCCUGCGCGAUCUCGUCGCCCGUCUCAAACCAUUCGGGCUAACAAAGGGCGAGGUCCUCAUGAUUGUUAACCUGGGUGUUGGUCUGAAUCCGCCCGCGGAAGCAAACGGCGAGGAGGGCAUGGAUGUCGACGGUGGUGAGGAGGGUACUGGGGAAGAAGCUGCGCAGGCUGAAGCUGGAGGUGAAGAGGGUGGUGAAGUUGGUGAGGGGGAACUCUCAGAGGAGGAUUAUGGUGCUUUGGCUUUGCUGGAUACUGUUAUCGAGGAGCGAGAGGAGAGAUUGGGGAAUGAAGAUGUCGCGCAGGUUUUGGCGAUUAUUCGGGAGACGUUGGGGUCGAAGGGGGCUGCUGGGGAAUAA